AUGCUUGUACGAAUCGAUUCCCUAGUUGCACGGGGAUUCGGUGAGAAUCAGGCUCCUGCGGAUAUAGAAGUUAUGAUUAGUUCUCUUCAAAGCGAUUUUGAAGAUUGCAAAGCCCGGCUUCCUGUUCCUAUUGACUAUGAUGUAUUUCAAGGCAUUCCAUCCCACGCCUUCGAAAUCCAUCUCCAUCAAACUAUCUUUUUCGAUGUAUACCCAUCUUCCGCCGCGUCAUUCGACCAAUCCAUGGCCCUCCUGCGAAUCGAUGCCCUUUGUCACGGACUAGCGGCUGCAAAACAAUUUAUGAGCUUUUACUUCAGUCUACCACCUGGUAUUGAAAAGAGAUUUAGUUACACCCAAUGGACAAUGACCGGGUUCAGCGUUGCAGCUUCAUGCAAACUUGUUCUCGCAUCGUUGGAGCCAUCCAUUCGAGAUCACGAUCAAGUCCGAGGGUUGCGAGAGACAUUGGAUAUGCGGCAUGAAAUCCAGAAAUCUGUCAAGCGCAUGAAUACGCUUGAUCAGGAGUGUAAAGGUGGGAAGUGGGAUCAACAUGAGAUGUUCUUCUACCAAGAUUGGCUGCGGUUCCUUUCUGAAUGGUUUGAAGAGAAAUAUCGUCUUGCGCAGUCUGAUAGUGCUGGAGAGAAUAAUGGUGCACUGGGAGUCUUCACCACUGGAAUCUCAGAAAAUAAUAUCUAUGAAGAGCCUCAGCCUGAUCCUGGUUUUCCUUGGGUGGAUCUUCAGGACGUUACGAUUGAGGAGAUGUUGAAUGUGUGGUUAGGGCCAAUGAAUAUGCCACACUACUUUUAA
This is a messenger RNA of Penicillium lagena, 801 nucleotides long. RefSeq lists its product as uncharacterized. The coding region runs from base 1 to 801 and encodes 266 amino acids. The record is from RefSeq and is a predicted model, not a curated record. NCBI's taxonomy places the organism in Eukaryota, Fungi, Ascomycota, Eurotiomycetes, Eurotiales, Aspergillaceae. The transcript is spliced from 2 exons.